Messenger RNA from Moneuplotes crassus, 763 nucleotides. NCBI's taxonomy places the organism in Eukaryota, Ciliophora, Spirotrichea, Euplotida, Euplotidae. The record is from the annotation of a GenBank genome assembly.
UUUAACGGCAAAUUGAACCCAUGGGGAUAACAAAAAUAUCACAGGAGAAGGUUGCUAUUCAGGCGUUCAAGAUGAACAUGGACUCAGAAGGAAGGCCAUGAAACUCACAAAUUUUUCAAGAAAAAUCUAUCAAAAAUUCACAAUAGACCAGGGCUUCAUAAUAUCCAAAGAAUUUUGUCUUGAAUGUGAAGGAAUUGAAGAAGCCUCUCCAACUGAUCUCGAGGAAUCAAAGCUUCUUACUGAAGAUCUCUCCGUUUUCAUUCUCUUGCAAGAACUCAAAACUCUCAGAUUAGAUUUUGAUACAAAUUCUGAACUUUCUAAAAUUUCAUUUCAGAAAUUGUCACAAUUGAGACUAAAGAUUCCCUCUUCAGUCUUAGAGGAUUCUGACGCUUAUGAGAAGCUACAAGUCUUCCACAAGACUCCCAAGUUUUGGGUUGAAAUAGAAAUGCCCUAUAUAAGAAGCCAUAUUCAUGAAGAAAACGAGCAUGAGCUAUUUCAAGUUUUAGAGAUAUUUAAUUUAGAAGAGCUUGAAUUCAUUGGCUAUAGAAUUAAUGAUGAAGCCACAUUAGCUAUUCUGACCUCACUCUUGGAGAAAUCAAAUAUCACUCGUAUUAAUGUCAUAAUCGGAGCCACUCGGAUAGAGAAUAAACAAUAUCAGCACCUGUUUAAUGCCCUUUCUACUUCAUGCUUUAGUAAUGUCGAAUUAUGGAUUUAUGAGGCAUCUUUAGAUAAAGUAAAGACAGCUGAAAAAAAUUGUGGGUAA